ACGGCGCGGGGCGGACCGGAAGUGCGGCCGGGUGCUGUUGCCGUGACAGCGGGCCUGGAGCCGCCAUGGAGGCCGCGGCCGCGCUCACCGACAUGUACGACCAGGCGCUGCUGGGGAUCCUGCAGCACGUCGGGAAUGUGGAGGAGUUUCUGCGCGUCCUCUUCGGCUUCCUCUACCGCAAGACAGACUUCUACCGCCUCCUUCUGCGGCCCGGGGACCGCCUGGGCUUCCCGCCUGGCGCGGCGCAGGCCAUGGCCCUCCAGGCAUUCAAAGUCUUUGAGCGGAUGGCCCGGCAGGAUGACGAGAAGAGGCGCCGAGAACUGGAGGCAAAGCUAAGGAAGAAGGAGGAGGAAGAGGAGGCUGCCGAGAGAGUGAAGCUGUCCCCUGCAGCUCAGGAGGUUGAAGUAGAGACAACAGCAGAGCACAUCGCAGCGCCGGAUGCCGAGGGAGCUGCGGGGACACAAGAAUCAGCCGUAGCCCAGGACGCAGCCCCCAGCCCUGUGUUGGCGGAGCCCCUGGGAGCCGCUGCCCCAGCAGAGCCCCAGCCAGCAGAACUGCCCACGAGACAGGAGCAGUUCCAGACAAACCCCGACAGCUACAACGGAGCUGUGCGAGAGAAUUACGCCUGGUCCCAAGACUACAGUGACCUGGAGAUUAAAGUCCCCGUGCCCAAGCACAUUGUAAAAGGCAAACAGGUGUCUGUGGAUAUCAGCAGCAGCACGAUUCGUGUGGCGGUGCUGGAGGGGAGCAGCCAGCGCGUCCUCAUGGAAGGGAAGCUCACCCACAAGAUCAACACGGAGAGUUCCCUCUGGAGCCUGGAGCCAGGGAAGUGCGUUUUGAUCAACCUGAACAAAGGAGACGAGUACUGGUGGAACGCCAUCCUGGAGGGCGAGGAGCAGAUUGACAUCGACAAGAUCAACAAGGAGCGUUCCAUGGCCACGGUGGACGAGGAGGAGCACGCCGUGCUGGACCGCCUGACCUUUGACUACCACCAGAAGCUGCAGGGCAAGCCCCAGAGCCACGAGCUGAAGGUGCACGAGAUGCUCAAGAAGGGCUGGGACACCGAGGGCUCCCCCUUCCGCGGCCAGAAGUUCGACCCCUCCAUGUUCAACAUCUCCCCCGGUGCCGUGCAGUUUUGACGGCGGCGAAAAACGGCCGAGAAACGAAGCGGGGAGAGGAGAAACCCACCGGAUGCCCGCCCGGGACCCUCGCACCCAACUCGCCGAUGAUAUAUGCUGCCAGCACCCGUCCACUGCCUUCGCCACCCGGCACCGGCACCCGGCUGGGCGGUUUGAUGUGCAUGCGGGGAAACCUGGCGAAUGCAGAUUUACGUCCCGUCACCAAGGCAACUCGAGCGGCUGGGACCCUUCUCCUCUCCUCGCCUCGCGCUGGCGACGGUUCUGUUGUUUUUCAGGAAUAGACGGAGCUCGUUGGGUGACAUAAUUAUUAUUUCUGGUGGCUGAGGAUGCUUCUUUUCGGAUUGCUGGUGGUGCAGAUCCCUCCCCGCCCUGGCACAGGGCAGCUUUACCCCUCGCAGGCGGAGCUGCGCUCUCUGCAGCUCUGGGUACGGGCAGCGGGGAUGGCGGGGGGCACGUGGGGAGAGAGCCUGCCCCUGCCUGCCCCUGCCUGCUGCCCUGCCUGCUUGGCACCCCCAACUCCCCUUGCCGGGGUCUCCCAUGGGUGCUGCGCUGCCCCAGCCCCCUGCCUGGCUGAAGGGCCCUGUCCAGUGCCAGUGGGGGGGUUUGUCCCGGGCUCACCCCCCUUCAGCUCACUGGUAGAGGGGGUCUGGGGCGUGCCGGAGCGGGCGCACCCCCUCGCUCCGGCAGAGACCCCAGCCAGCCCCGUGGUUUGCUUCCCGUUCCUCGGGGGGUUGGCGGGGAGCAGCGGGGCUGUCACCCAUAGGAAAGUGGCAGGGGGGAGUCCAAGCUGCGCUCGGGGGUCCCUGGCAGGGGGCUACAAGCCCAGUCCUUGUGGCCACCAGCCCCCCAUACCCGUGGGCAGUAGCACCAGAAACAUCUGGGCUUCCCUGGAGCGGCACUUUGGGGUGUGGGAGGGGGAAUGUGGGAUUCCUGGGCCCCCCCAGGCCCAGCUUGGCUCUUGCAGCUUCCCACCAGCCCCCACCCUGGGAUGCAUGGGCUGGGGGUCCCCGGCCAUCACCUUGCCCCCCCCCCUUCCCCUCGGUUUGCAAUAAACACAUCUCUGGA
Messenger RNA from Grus americana (Whooping crane), 2204 nucleotides. It is a transcript of the gene NUDCD3, whose product is annotated as NudC domain containing 3. Gene Ontology annotation, cellular component: cytoplasm. The transcript is spliced from 6 exons. The coding region runs from base 66 to 1139 and encodes 357 amino acids. The record is from RefSeq and is a predicted model, not a curated record. Gene Ontology annotation, biological process: protein folding. NCBI's taxonomy places the organism in Eukaryota, Metazoa, Chordata, Aves, Gruiformes, Gruidae.